Messenger RNA from Talaromyces stipitatus ATCC 10500, 615 nucleotides. RefSeq lists its product as uncharacterized. The transcript has 2 exons. The coding region runs from base 1 to 615 and encodes 204 amino acids. The record is from RefSeq and is a predicted model, not a curated record. NCBI's taxonomy places the organism in Eukaryota, Fungi, Ascomycota, Eurotiomycetes, Eurotiales, Trichocomaceae.
AUGGCACGUAAAGGCCCUGGUACAGAUGGCCCUCUACAGACAGCCCUACUAGAAUCCACGUCUGCAGCCACAACAAGAGCUUCUGAAGGACAGAAGAUCUUUAGCCCUAUAGCUGCAUUCCUCGAUAAACAUCGCAGCCAAACCACCGGCCUGGCCCCUCACCUACUAAGAGCCCUCACCACUCUAAGCAAUGACCUCGCCUCAGUAGCCCAACGACAUUUCAACGCCUAUAUCAGCGGUAUCUCGACGACCUCCAUUCUACCUGCCCUGUCCCCUUCCCCCACCCCAAAUUCCUUACCCCCAUCACCCCCUCCCUCACGUCCCCUCUCAGGCCUUGAACAGUCGACUUAUGCAACUAUUACCCAAUAUGCCCCGGUCAAAUCAACUCCCACUACUCACUCCAAAGCCCAUGUUAAAAAGCCUAUGCCUCUGGUGAAACAACCCCUUCCUAACAACUGGCUCUUCUCUCAACUAAACUCAAACAGUCCAGCACUAAAAGAAGUUCAAGCCACAAAGACUGGCUUUGCACUAUGUCCCUCAUCUCCAGAAGUCCUCCUAGCCCUUGAGGCCCAAAAAGAGAUUAUCUCUACAUUCUUUGUUAACUACCAGAUAUAA